Molecule: messenger RNA, 2745 nt
Organism: Trypanosoma cruzi
Lineage: Eukaryota; Euglenozoa; Kinetoplastea; Trypanosomatida; Trypanosomatidae
Product: MP99, putative
Exons: 1
Coding region: 1-2745 (914 amino acids)
Biological process (GO): double-strand break repair
Cellular component (GO): PML body; cytoplasm
Molecular function (GO): 5'-tyrosyl-DNA phosphodiesterase activity; single-stranded DNA binding
Source: RefSeq, a predicted model, not a curated record
AUGCUUCAGCGCUGCCGGAUUCUCUGGACGGCGGAUUUUCGUACCUCGCCGAAGAUAUCCGAGGAGUUCAACAACGUCCUUAACCGCAGUGGGUGGGGGUUCGACCACGUUGCCAUCGACAUGGGCGCUCUUGCAGGUGCGGCAGGACGCCUGACGCGGGAUCUUAUCGGGCAGGAUCGUGAUGCGGAGACCGUUAAGGUGCUCCACCGGCAGGUCACGAAUGUCAUUCUGCGUCGCAUUCAACCAAAAAAAUCCCUUGCUAUUUUUAUUGAUGGCAGUGAGCCGCUCUGGAAGGUUCGCCACAUGCGGCUUUAUCCAGGAAAAAAAUUUGAAGGAAAAUUUUACCGUAGUGCGGCCUCCCCAAUGGUGUACCUGCUGGAGGACAAGUUCCGGCAGGUUGCUGUGGAUCUGCGGACGCCACCGAAGGAGUUUGUCAUCAGCGGUGCUGGUGUUCCUGGGCCGGUUGAGGGCAAAAUGUCGGCAUGGAUGCUGGAUCUUGCUUCUCGGGCCUUGCCAGAUGGCGCGGUAACCCUUUCGCCGCCUCUUUUGUCUAGCACACCAGCGGAGGUUACGUUCAAUGAUACAAUUUGUCUUAUUGGUGGAACGGACUUGUUUCUCUCUGCCCUCGGGGCCACACCAUUCCAUAACAUUACGACUCUCACACUUCAGCAGGGUGAAAUGAAGUCUCUCUCCAUGAGUGAGUCUCUCGAAUGGCUCGCGAUGGACCAUCUUUUGAAGGGUGAAGCGGCUACACAAGGUGACCAGGGGACGGGGCGGCAAGAACUACAGAAACGACUUGCGGCAGUGCGCACUGACAUUGUGCUGUUGUACCUGAUGGCAAAUGGCAUUUCCGCUACGGAUCUUAGUGGUUUAGGGGUCAAUUUUAAGGAGCUGAUGGAAGCCUACAUGGCGGAGGAAAGUGCUGGGGCCAGCCAUGAACACAUUUUUGAAGAAACGCCUAAUGGUACCUCGUUGUUGUUGUCUUCAGCUGUAUUGGAACGAGUCUUGUCGCGUGCAACUCGCAAAACGGGGGGUUCACCGAAGCCAUGUCAACAAUCUGCAGAUUAUCUUGAAGUUCUAUUACAAACUCAUGCCAUGAUAUGUGGCGGCGGAAUCAGGAAUUUUCGUUGGACCCCGGAUGAUAACGACUGUGUCCCAGAGAAACCUCCGAAGAUCCCUAUUGAGCGAUUCCUUGCUCACCUAAAGCACCUGACCACAUUAACUCGGGAGGGGGGAAAAGGAGGAGGAGGAGGAGAAGUCCAGGGAGACGGUGCUGAGAAAAAGACAACAGCGAUUGAAAAGGAGCAGUGCAGGUUCACUGCCGGUGUUGAGGCGUCUGUUGACUGGACAUUUGCCCUUACGGGUUUAGAAACCCUCCUUUUGACUGCACCCAGGGCAGAAUUGAUUGAACAGAUUGUUCCCGUCUUUACGAGGGGGCAUUCGUUGCCCGCUGGUAUUGCAGACGACAUUGUUAGCACAAAGAAUGUCAUGGAAGCCGCUCAAAAGACACGUAAUAUUUUACAGGUAAUUAAGGGCAAUAAUUCGGAAGAGGGCGGUGGAGCUGUGAAAGAUCACCCCGCACUGGAUCAUCAUCCAUCCCAUUACUUUGUACGCACACCCGGUUGCCGUGGUCCUCCGCCGGGGUGGUCGUACCAAAGCAUCAACUUGGGUGUGCGAGCUGCGGGAUUUGGGGUACGAUAUCGCACUGGCGUUGGAGCAUCAGCGGCGACAUCACGUGUGUUGGAUGGGGUUGGUGUGGCCUCGAAGAACACGCUUUUUGUGUAUGCUGCUGAUAAGAAUGGUGUUUGGAGUGAGGAACCAUGUGGAGAAAUUCACUCUCCUGUGUUACCAACGCCAACGGAGGAGCUUUCGACGCUUCGGGUUUUAACGUGGAAUGUGCAAUUCAAUCGUCACAGUGGUGAGCGGACUCCACUGGGCCGAGACGGUAUUGAUUGGUGCACACCAACACGGUACAUUGCGCUUGCCAAGACAAUGGAAACCCUAGAUGCAGAUGUGAUCAGUAUGCAGGAAGUGGAGCCGGCGUGGUGUAAAUACCUCUGUGAACAACAAUGGGUAAGGGAACGGUAUGCGCUUUCUUGUAAUGAAGAUAGUCAUGCCAUUCGCCCUUGGGGUGUCAUGCUGCUUGUAAAGCGACACCUGCGUGUGGAAGGGAUGCAUCAUGCAAAUGUGGCUGCUUUUGCAGGACACACGAGUGUGAUGCCAGAAGUUACGAUUACCGUUUCCAAAAAUGUUCCAGUGACAAUUGGUUCACUUCAUCUUCUUGCACCAUACAACAAAAACAAUGUCAGCAAUCGUACAACACAAUUGGAAAACCUGACGAAACGGAUGCGCGCACGCCCCUCUGCCGGUGGUGUGUCGACCGGCGCAAUUGUUAUGGGAGACUUUAAUGAUUAUGCGAAUAAUUACUUUACGUUUCCACCCGAGCUGGGCUUUAAAGACGCCUGGUCGCUGCUUAACCCAGAGAAUAACAAGAAUGAAGGGUACACCAUCGACGGAGAUCGCAAUCCAUACGCGGGACAAAUCAUCGAGCGGGAGUUUUUUGGUCGUGCCGAUCGUGUGUUGUUUGCCUCCCGCCAUUUGCAGCCCAUCCACGCAGAACUUGUCGGCACUACCUCUGUACGUGCGCUUGGGAUCACGAAGCAGGUGAACUGCGACAAGGCUGUCCCCGAGUAUUUGUACCCCUCUGACCACUUUGGUCUUCUUGUCGAGUUUCAGGUGAUGUGA